This is a messenger RNA of Sitodiplosis mosellana (orange wheat blossom midge), 2042 nucleotides long. Its product is annotated as ester hydrolase C11orf54 homolog. Gene Ontology annotation, cellular component: nucleus. NCBI's taxonomy places the organism in Eukaryota, Metazoa, Arthropoda, Insecta, Diptera, Cecidomyiidae. The transcript has 7 exons. The coding region runs from base 760 to 1725 and encodes 321 amino acids. Gene Ontology annotation, molecular function: hydrolase activity, acting on ester bonds; zinc ion binding. The record is from RefSeq and is a predicted model, not a curated record.
UUUUCUAAAAGUGAUUCGUUCGUAUUUAUUAUAAAUUUCGACAAUAUUCACUUUUUUAAGCGAUAAAACAGUUUAUGGUCAAUAAACGAAAAUGUACGUCGUUCAAAUUCGUUUUUGGCCAAGUAUUGAUACAGAACAGUUGACUAUAGUUACCCAUAGAUUUUGUCUAUUUUGUUUUGUAUUUGUGGGAACUGGUUAUCACUUUGUAUGCUGCUCAACCGCUAUCUCUCUAUCACUUUAUCACUUUCCAAAAUGAGGUUGAAUAAUUUGUUUAUAUUUUGUAGCUAUCACUGUCUAUAGUUGUUAUCACUUCUAGUGUGUGCACAGCAUGGGGAUAGACACACCAGCUAUUGGUGGCAAAUUAGCAGUUUUGUUUUGAAAAAUAGCAGAAAAAAUGAAAAAAAUAGUAGAUCGAAAGAAAAUAAAAAUCUGAAUUUCAAAUGCAUGGGGCAAUAUAUAUUAUACGGAUAUUAGCAAUAUAUUAUUAGUAGAAACAAAAGAAACAGUGAAUAAUAUAUUGAAGAAAAUAAGAACUUGAAAUCGUGUUUUUCCCCAUGGAACACAGUGUGUGUUAAGUGUAUCUAUCUAUUAUCUGCGGAAAAAAUUAUAUUAUCACUGAACUAAGCCUACUCUGUGCUAUAAAUUUCAUCAAAUUUUCUGGGAUUCGUCAGAGAAAUUGUCGUCGUUACAAACAUUCAAGUCAGUUAAAAUAUUUUUUGAGGGAGCUAUAUUUACUUUUAUUGAACAUUUUCAAACGAUAUGGCCGCGCUUAACGUAGAACAGUUACCAUGGGCAGAAAAAUCACUUCAUGUCCCAAGUUUGAGUGAAUUAAAAACAGCACUUUCUGCGGGACUGAACAAAAAUUUCGCCGAAGUGUUGGUCGAAAUUCAGGAUUGUCCAGAUUUAACUGCAGCCCCAUUUUAUUUGGCAUCGAGUGGCUUGAGUGGAUCGCAAACAAUCGUUGAUGUGGGCGGUCCACCAUUUUUAGCACCAACGGUUGACCGCACGAAAAUUUACGAUUUAGUUAACAUAGCACGAAAAGUGUUGCCAAAUGCACCCACUGUUUAUUUAUGUGGAGCCGGUGCUGGACCUCAUCCAUUAAUUAGCUCAAAUUGUGAGGGUAUUUUCAAUUUAAAAAUCAAUGAAGAUGGAUCUUUUGUAAAUGAGACACAUAUUGCUCGUGUUACACCUGGUGAUGAGUCGUGUGCUACUAUGAAAGUUCCGCACGAUGAAACAAAAUUCGCACUCAUGGCAAAUUUGUACGUAUCAGAGGGACAGAAAGGAAAGGUGAUUCACGUGAAAUGCAAAAAACGUUUAGGUGAGGAUAAUUUCAUCACUGCCUGUCGGAACGCGGUGUACGCAGCAUUUGGCGAAAAGCACGUUGGUAUGGGCGGUGUGUUUAUAUUGAAAAAUGGCAGUGCACAUCAGCACGUGAUGCGUGACUUCAGUUCAACACCAUUAAAUAACGACGAAGACGUGAACAAUUGGCUGAAAUUUUAUAAUAUGCCUGGUAUUCUAAUUGCUGUUGGCACAUUUGUAACCGAUGAAAUGGAUUUGGAUCUGCGUUUGCAACACUUUCAUAGUUUCUCAAAGAGCAACUGGGGUGGUCACUAUCAUUACGAUACCACACCUGAAACGGUCGAGUACGAAGCAUACUUCAAUGUUGGCAGUCGCAUCAUUCGCAUCGAUCAACCUGUUGUUACUCACAAAAUCGGCAGAGACUAAAUUUAACUUAACAUUAACCCAUUAACUACCAGUGGUCGAUUUUUCGAAGUGAUAUUUUUCUCAGGAUCUAUCUUCCACACCAGAUGGGGAAUUCGAUUAAUUUUUUUUUUCUAAAAUAAAGUUUGAAAUUCAUACUUCCCAAUGAGAUUAUUACAAAAUCAAUAAAAACGUUUCAAAUUGGUCGGAUCGAUCAUCGAAUGAAACCAGAAAUUUUGGAGAAAAAAAAUCCCCUAAGAAUUUCUACAAAUUUGUACUGAAUUUUCAAUUUUUCUAUCGCUGUUAAAUAUAAAUGGGACUCAUAUCUCACGAUUUGCGAA